GAGCUGAAGACAGGAGGAAAGGAGCGCGUGGUAGAGAGCUGAUCACCCUGGUGGACUGGAGAAAGGAGGUCAGCAAGUGUCCCGGGCUGCAGGUGCUUCGUGCCAAACGCUUUUAGAGUCUGUCCGAGUUUCAGGGGGUCUUCUCUUCGGUACGCAGAGCAAAGGAAUGAUCCCGUCCAGCUGUCUGCCUGCUGCUGCUGCUGCUGCUGCGGGAAGGACCAGACGAGGAUGAGGAUGAAGGUGCUCCCCCAGCUCCACGCGCUCCGCAGGAGUUCAGCGCCUGUCUAAGAUGCCACCGGGCCCCAGAGCUCGGCACGCGGUUCGGCUCGAAACUAACCCGGGAUAAUAUAAGACCCAUAAAAAGACCAGAAAACACAACAGAGAGCAGAAGUUCAGUAAUUACCCGACCGGGAGGAGCCGGGAGGGAGAGCCCGGGAUCAGAAAGCGGUGCGCCUGGGACCGGAGGCGCACCAAGAGCCGCACCGGGAGGAGAGGUCCGCGGUGAUGCUGCUGUCGCGGCACCCGCUCCUGUCUGCGCUCCUCCUCCUCCUCCUCCUCCUGCUGCUCCCCGAGGCGGCCCUGCGCCGAGGCCCCGGCACGCGAGCAGAGGCGCACGCGGACAGCCGCAGCAUGGUGGAGCUGAUCGGCCGGUACCCGAGGACGAGGACGGAGACGCCCGGGGGGUUUCAGCACGGGUCGCAGCAUGGACUGGAGGCUCAUCCCAAAGAUCCACACAAGCUGAAUUUCAUCAUGCACCUGACAGGUCCUCUAUACUUCAGCCCAAAGUGCAAAAAACAGUUCCACCGACUCUACCACAAAACCAGGGACUGCACAGACCCUGCCUACUAUAAAAGAUGUGCUCGUCUCCUGACUCAGCUGGCCAAGAGCCCGCGCUGUUCAGAGCGAUAAACAGACAAAUGACUCUGGACAUGAAUGUAAUGUUGGCAUACCAGGGUGCACCAACAAGGUUCAUCCCCUUCGAUGACCAGUAGCAGAAAAAGUUCUCCAGCCGAUAUGACCAAACCACUGAAAUCCACUGAGCCGGUGAGCUCAGCCGAAAUCUAUCUACAACUGGCCAUCAACAUCCACAGUUUUCUGUUUUAUUCUACUCAGCUGUUAAUUUCAGAUUUUUUUGGAUGCUUUUGAACAGAGCUUUGAAUUUUAUUCAACUUUGUAUGGUCUUUUCUCGGCAUUAGUCGAUUCAUUUUUGCCUUUUUUUUUUUUUUUUACCUCUACUCUGUUCUUUGGUCUACUCCUGCUGUACUGGACAACCUCUGACAAGCUUCUGGUUUCUCACAGAGCUGUUUGGAAACAGAAUUGAGAAAAAACUUUUACCUGGGACAAAACGUCUUCAGAUUUUUUGGACGAUGGGCCAAGGUUUUACCUUCCAUUCAAAGAUGCAGGAGGAAAUGAAAUGGACAAAACCUCUGAAUGGAUGCUGAAUGUGUUUUAUGAUACAUGAUAUAUAAUAAUUACUUAUAAUUAAAGUAAUAUUCCAUAUAUUUAUAUUGUUAAAGCUGCCACCCAGUGUGCAAUAUGUACAUACAGAAAGAGGAAUAAAGAUAAUCGUUUGAUAUAUAUUCAUGUCCGAAUUUGACUUCAUUUUUGCUUUUUUAUUUAUAAUUUUUAUGCUGCUACUGUAGAUUGCUACAGUUCAUGAAAUUGAUUUUAAAAAAAAAAUUUAAUGCUUAGAAUAAGAACAGAAUGCAAAGUUUUUUAAAAUGCUGCCUAUAUUUAAUUGAAAAUAGUACAAAGCCAUCAUAUCAAAUGUGAGCCUAUGUUUUGUUUUUUUAUUAAUAUUUCCUUAUAUACCUGACAGAUAUAAAGGCCUUGAAAUUGAUUGGUCAGUGGUCAGACAUUGUGAGACAUGCCCCUUUCAAAUUGGAUGGAGGUCUGGGACAGCACCUUUGGAGUGGCAGGUUGUGGCAGCGGUCACCAUUUUCAAAAAGGAGGGACUGGAGGGUGUAUGCCAGUUAUCAGGGUUCCAGGGUGCUGGGAAGGAGAUUUCGGGAGAUUGUUCAACCUUGGAUUCAAAGAGAGCAGUUUGGAAUCCAUCCUGGCCAUGGAUCCUUGCAUUUCCCGUUCAUCCUUGCAGGACUUACGGAAGAGCCAUGGGAGUUCGACUAGCCAGCCUACUUGGACUUGUAUAGUUGGAGAAGGCUUGUAAAUGGGUUUCAAGGGGACAGCUGUGGGGUAUACUGCAGGAGUAUAAAGUUCGCCAUCCACUGUUAAGGGCCAUUAGGUCCUUGUAUAAUGUACCCUGCUUAGUCUGUUGCUACCACAACCCACUUCAGACAAGUGGAAAAUGAUGGCUGGGUGGCACCUGAAUCAUACGUCUUUAGAUCAUUACAGAAAAGCAUAUUGUGUUGUCUUUCAGAAAUAAGCAAGAUCUUCCCUGUAAAGUCAUAGCCUGGAUUGCAGCACAUGUUGUCCCGAAGCCUAUGGAUGUUGUUCAGCUAAUGGGACAUUCACAAAUAUUCUAGUUCAGUCAAAAACACCCCCUAUGAGCAAGCAUUUGGUGACAGUGGGAAGGAAAAGCUCCCUUUUAACAGGAAGAAACCUCCAGCAGAUGUAGGCUCAGGGAGCGGCAGUCAUCUGAUACUGUUGACCAUAACAUUUUA
This is a messenger RNA of Archocentrus centrarchus (flier cichlid), 2621 nucleotides long. Its product is annotated as ALK and LTK ligand 2-like. The record is from RefSeq and is a predicted model, not a curated record. Gene Ontology annotation, molecular function: receptor signaling protein tyrosine kinase activator activity; receptor tyrosine kinase binding. Gene Ontology annotation, biological process: positive regulation of ERK1 and ERK2 cascade; positive regulation of ERK5 cascade. The transcript is spliced from 6 exons. NCBI's taxonomy places the organism in Eukaryota, Metazoa, Chordata, Actinopteri, Cichliformes, Cichlidae. The coding region runs from base 505 to 909 and encodes 134 amino acids.